UCUCCUUUCUCUCACCGUUCUCUGUCAGACAACACUUUUUACGAGUGAACAUGAUGAUGGUGUUGUAAAGAGGAGAGUCUACUUUCAUAAAGUUUAUGUUAAUGAUAACGCCUGUUGGCGGCACAGAGCAACAGUUCACCUAACAAUCGCGGUUUGUUCUGAAAAACAUCAACAAUAACAGCAGUUGGUGGUUCUGAACGGAGGCAGGAGGAGAGGAGGAAGAAGAGACCCUCAGUAAUACCAGGCAGCCGGAGACUCAGUCAUGCGUCCCAGGUCCAGAUUACUGGCGAAACGAGGCCUCCCCACCAUCAGGGAGGGCUAUGAGGAACUGGUGCAAGAUCUGAACCAAACCAACAGUCAGCACACAACUACACAGGAUUACUUCCUCUCCAUCUGCCAUCUGGCCCGGCCCACUUUCCCCUUACAUGAGCCCGACUACGACAUUCUCUCCAUCGGCCCUUUGAACUCCCCAAAGCCCUGCCUACGACUGCACCGCCUACGCCAGCAUGUGCAACCUCCACAACCGCGCACCUCCACAAGUAGUGCCUGCGCAACUCAGCAACCCCAGAAGGAGAAAGAAAUCACAAGAUGUGCUCCAUCAGAACCGCUGCAGUGCCAAGCACCUGAAGAAACUAAUGCAUGCAGUGGAUCCACUGAUCCACUGGAAUACCUUUACAGCCACAGGGGUUCACCAGUAGCAUCCACCCCUAGAAGGGGCAGCAUUCCCCUACACAGGCCACGGUGCGACACCUUCCCAUGCCUCUCAUCCGCACCAGACACACAACGCAAGAGCAGCUGCCCGGAGCUCUGUCUAGCGGAGACGGGCACUGCAGCCACAGUCCUGCAGCGGUCACCGCUUAACAGGAAGAAGCUGGAUGAUUGCAGCUUGGCCACACGCAGCAGUGUUCCCAGUAAGCUCGAUGGUGCCCCUGCUGGUUGGCGGGGAAAGAGCAGUCGCUGCAUGGACAAACAGACCAUAGUGUCGCACUGGAUCGCCGAGUGUCGCAGUGCAUGGAAAGAGGCCCGCAUUCGUGCAUGCAUGCUGCCCGCCAUCGCCGAGAAGUAACGUACGCCCGCAAAAAUCCCUUUCCAGUGAUGCCGAACAGGCAGACGUCAUGUAGAGUAAUGUGGAUUAUUGUGGAAUUAUGACUUUGCACUCCAGGUUUAUAUGCAUAUACAUUUUUGAUGUAUUUCUAAACCAGUGACCCUGUUGAUAACACCACAGUGUAGAGUUACAAUGAAUGUCAAUGAUAAGACUGAGUCAGACCAAUAAUGUCCAGUCGUGAUCCAUAAAUGCAUUGAUUGUUGGAUAAAUUUAACUCUGUUUAGUUGAGAUUUUAAAAAGUAAAGAAGAUUUCUCAUCACAAUUGCAGUUCUUAAAUGGGAUGCUCAAUAAAAUAGAGUUUAAAGGUUGAUUGUCCAAUGGUAUCGCUCUUACUCUUUAAAGACGAAGGUGUUAGUAAAUUGCACUACUAGCAAAUUAGGGCAGCUACUGUAAGAAUUAACUCACCAUGCUUCCUAAAAUCUCUAAUUUGUGAAACAUUGCCUAUACAAUGAGACUUAUGGACUAGGACACGUCUUCAUCCGAAAAGUCCCUUCCCUCACCCAGACAUGUUUAGAUCAUAAUACAGAUCAGAGAUAUGUCUACAUUUUAUAUGUCUAUAUAAUACUUCAACAGUAAAUCCCUUUUAGUUAAAAAAAAAAAAAACAGAAUGGUUAAGGGAACAAUUAUGAGCUUAUAGAUAUAGAAGGACUGGCCUUAAAUCUUUGCUAUGAAAAUUCACUGCCAUCUACUGACUGCCAUGGCAAUAUAAUAGAGAUAAUGUUGAAAAUGUCCAUUAUGCUGAGACCGUUUUUGUCCAGAUUUGGUGUAACAAUUUAAUCACAAAUAACCGCUUUAAAAAUAACAGAAGUCCAUUUGGAGAUAGGGAUCACUUUAAAAAAUGAAAAUAUCUCAUUUUGAAAUUGAGAUUUAUGACAAAAGGCAAUGUGGAGCUACACUGUUAUCCAUAAUUGACUGUUUGUACACACUUGAAAGUCUUUCUCUGCAUUAAUUUGGUUUCGGCCUUUUUAGAUAACCUACUGUUAAAAAGAUUAAUAAUGCAUGUGACUUUCUAAAUUAUUUUGUAUUCAUGCAUAAAACAUCUUUAAAUGAAUAUUAUUAUGGAUGUAAUAAUCUGAGAGAAAACUGUAUACACUAUGAGUAAAGGUAAUCUGUUGUUUGUACAAUUUUCAACAGCCUUGUACUUUCCCCACACUUUUCUAAAUAAAUAAAAUGUCUGUGUGCUUUGA
Misgurnus anguillicaudatus (oriental weatherfish) is the source of this 2292-nucleotide messenger RNA. RefSeq lists its product as uncharacterized. Gene Ontology annotation, biological process: regulation of autophagy. Gene Ontology annotation, cellular component: mitochondrion. The record is from RefSeq and is a predicted model, not a curated record. Lineage: Eukaryota; Metazoa; Chordata; Actinopteri; Cypriniformes; Cobitidae.